Messenger RNA from Letharia lupina, 753 nucleotides. RefSeq lists its product as uncharacterized. The record is from RefSeq and is a predicted model, not a curated record. NCBI's taxonomy places the organism in Eukaryota, Fungi, Ascomycota, Lecanoromycetes, Lecanorales, Parmeliaceae. The transcript is spliced from 2 exons. The coding region runs from base 1 to 753 and encodes 250 amino acids.
AUGUUGACAUUGAAAAGUUCAGUUUCAAACGGCAUCAACUUCCCCUUCCAAGCCUCCCACCGCAUACGAGGCCCGAAUGUCAUAUCUAACGAGACUAUUCCUGACGUGCUCUCUGUCUAUCCGUAUUUGCUUGCUCAAGGCGAGUCUGUCUCCCUGAAAGCGAACAGUAAGGUCGAAGACCUCACUCGAGAACUCGAGAACAACAGCAUCAUCUACUUGACGUCCAGCAUCAAAGCCUACACACAGCCACGAAGCUGCAAAAGACUUGGAUUGAUGGUUUUGGCAGAUCGAAACGGCCGACCUGCACACCAUGGUGCAUCAGCCACACCACUACUCAAAGACGCCUUGGACCCCAACGAGCCCAUACCAGAUACACAUGGCUUCUACUUCACCCAUUCCGAACGAGUGCGCACAGCCGUGUGGAUCUUUUACCAAUUCAGCAAAGAUCCAACGGUAGAGCAAAUGUCCCUGUAUAAUGCCCCUGACCCACUUACAACUCAUGUAUCCAAGUUUCACCCCGUCCUCAGUCCCGCCAGCUCUCUAUUCCCGCAUUUGAACCAAUUCGCCGUGUCAGUCCAGAGUACCCUUCUCAAUACAGCGUCUCCGACCAUUAAUCACCCUGCAGACCCGCCGCAAAAGCUCUUCGCCUUUCGCCGUACCCAUACCCAGCACGUCUGCCUCGAGCGCUGGAACCAGCAUCUCCUCUUUUUCGUCAUCUGCUAUUUCAUCCACCACUUUGUCCACCACAAGUAG